AUGGCUGAAAAUCCAUCGCCAAGUGAUUCUCGUCGGAGCCAGCCGAGUCAGCGGCCAGCGGGAACAGUGGGAUCCCAAGAAGCAUCAACCGAGCAGACUGUUCAACAUGGCCCUCGGAGCUCAGCCAGACUGGCAGGAGCUCAUCUGCCGCCAGACCCUUCUAUUUCUACAUCGCCUCGUCGUUCAACACGGCUGAAUUCCACUCAGCGUAGGUGA
This is a messenger RNA of Penicillium soppii, 216 nucleotides long. RefSeq lists its product as uncharacterized. The transcript has a single exon. The record is from RefSeq and is a predicted model, not a curated record. Bases 1 to 216 code for a protein of 71 amino acids. NCBI's taxonomy places the organism in Eukaryota, Fungi, Ascomycota, Eurotiomycetes, Eurotiales, Aspergillaceae.